AUGGCGGACAAACAGUCAAAAGAGGUUGUUAUUUCGACCUCAUCUUCUGUCAAACUGUCACGAUGGCGGGUUUCCGCUGGAUCAGAAGUUAGAGAAGGAAGUGUUCUUUGUUUUUAUGAAGUUUCUGGCAAAGCAGAGAGGACUGGAUCGUUUGUAACUCAGCCAAAACUCAAAUCCGCUUUUACUGGUAAAGUCCGUGAGCUGCUUGUUGCUGAGGGAGACAUUGUCCCCGCAGGGUAAGGACAAAUCAUAGAGCACCAGACAUACAGAUCGUAAAACGUAACCUAGAGUUUUCCCAGAUACCAAAAGAAGUAAUUUAGCAUGUUUUCUUGGAAAUACCACUUUGAGAUUGCACAUAAACUUCAGCUCACAUGCUUUCGAUGAGGUUGUUUUUGUUCGGAUGGUCUCUAUUUGAGGGUUUACAGCACUCGAUUUUCGUCUCUAUUGUUACAGCCUGAUCGCUUAGAUUUUUAGAGAAUAACUUGUUUAAGGUGUUGGAAUGAUCAGAGGAUAUAAAGACCGUGGAUUUCAGCACGUUUUAAUGGUAUAAAGCAAUCUGCGCAGCCUGCAAAUUUUUUGAGCAAUUAAGACACUUUUGAACUUGAUGGUGACAUUUUAGUAACGACAAGUUGUUGACAGGCGAAACUUGCAGACUGUGUCGCAUGAUUGCGAAUCUUGGUAGCUUUCGGAAGAGCUUAGAUGUCUCUUGAUCAUUGUAUUGUUAGGUAUUUUUACUGCCUUUGCGAAGUGAGAGUGUGGUAUCAACUCGUGAUCAAGUGGAUGUCGUGUUAGAGCGAGUUUUGAUUUAUCUCAGUUUCGUUAGAUUUGAUUGGACAUUGACCGACCAAUCCUGAAUUUUCUUAAAUUUUCCUUUUUUUUUGGGCAAUAUUAUUCUAGAAUUUUAAUGACAUGAGUUGAAUACUAGAUUUUAAAAAGACUUUUUACAUGUAAUAGUUUACAAGUCCCAGCUGUUUCACACAUGACUUGGCCUGCUUCAAACACCACAAUUUUAGGGGCAAAUUAAAGUUAUUUUUAAAAGUUCCCCAAAAUUUGACUGUUCAUCUAGAAAUCAUUAUGCAGGAACCCUUAAAGGCAGAAGGCUUAAAAUAAUUAUAAGCAAAAGCUGAAUAGAUGAGAUACAUACUGCAGUCACAGUCUGGGUUUUUGAGUGAAUUACACAGUGUGUAGGUUUUUUAAAACUGUAUAGUAUCUUUCACCUGAAAUAGCCAAUGAUUUUGAGGUACAGCAUACUACACCUCUCUGAAUUUUGUUAUUAUUCAUUGCAAACUGAAGGAAUUUUGGGUAUUUUUAUAUUAUAAUGUUAUGUUAUUUUUGCCAGGUGGAAUAGUAUCCUACAUCAACCCCUCACCCCCCCCCCCCCCCCAAAAAAAUAAAAAACUGGCUGACCUUGAUACUGGAAUAGUUUUGGGUAUGUUCUCUACAAUCCUCAGAAUUUGAAGAAAGAACAGAACACUUCUCAAUUUAGAAAGCAUGCUUCGAUCAGUAGUUUCUAUUGUCUUAAUUUUGUCAAUAAAGACUGACUAAUAAAUUCAAAGUUAUCUCAGGGAUUUGUUCAACUUAAGUUUUACAAUUUCAAGGCUGUGCUCUAAGGAAAAUUCUAAGGAGUCCCAUGCUCGGUAUUUGAGUAACACAGGGUACCCAGCUUAUGAUUUCUAUGCAAGAAUUGAGAUUUCCUAGUGUCGCCCAAGAGCAAAAGUAUGGCACGAGGGGCCAACAGGUGCUGUUAGAGCACGUAGCCCUGAAUUUCAUUUGAUUUUUCAGGGCACCCGUAUUGCUGAUAGAUAAAGCAACCGAGUGUGAGCACAAGAUGGUCAUGAAGGAUCUCUGCUGUGACUGUGGUGCUGAUCUUAGGAAGUAGGUAUCUACAUGUAUUACUGUAGCUCAUUAGGUGUUGCAAAUAACAAGUGUCAAGAGGUUUAAAAAUUAGUCUGUAUUUCAUAAAAAAACUAAUUUUAGGUUCGUCCUGGCUUUUCUCACCGGGAACUAGUUUUUACAUCUCUCCUUAAUUGCUUUUGAAGUUCUAGCAUUCUUAAGGGCUCUGGGGCACUUAGCAUUUGUCAGGCUAGCCAGACCAAUCCAGUUGUAAGGAGUAUUCCACUAUUAAUCAGAACUUUCUGGCCAGAUCCUUUUAUUCCUAAAUGGUAUACACAGCAGUGAUGGGUUUAAGUAAAAAUUUAAGAAAAGACUAAUGAUUCAUUUUCAAAAUGACUGGUCUGGCCUCCCAGUUCUGAUUUUUGGAAAGCACCCGUAGUGAAAUUGCAGGUGGUACCAAAUGAAAUACCAUUGCUUUUCUAAGUAAUCAUGGAUGCAAGUGUCAUCAUAUCGCUUAAUACUCUUGUGUGGUUGGUUGGUCAGAUCCUGUGUCUGAUCGAUGGCAGCUUUCUUUCUAAUGUUUAGAGUCAUUCCCUCUUUCCUACAACUAAGGAGGCAGAGUGGCCGAGCGGUUGGUGCACUGGACCUUGCCCCGCCCUGACUGCUAGCUGGAUUUGUUCUCGGUAGUCCUGAGUUCAAAUCGAAAUAGCCAACUGGUUCACCUACUACCAGUUGGGAUUUUUAAUCAUGUUACUUUCCAUUUAAAUUAUUUGUUUCAUUAUCCCUGAAAAGCCCCAUAAGGGGAGAGGAUAAUCAUUAAAGUAUUAUUAUUAUUAUUAUUAUUAUUAUUACCAACAUCUAACCCCAGGGGGUGAAUCAGGUGUCGAGGGAGAAAGAUGCUUGUCAGAAAAUAAGAAUUAAAUGAGACCAUUCUCUAGUUGCAGUAAAGAUCUGGCCCCGGUUGUUCAAACGUUGGAAAGCGCUAUCCACAGGAUAAAUCUCUAUCCAAUGGAUAGCGCAAUUGGUUUCCCUAAUACUUAUCCGCUGGAUAGUGAUUUAUCCGGUGGAUAGCGCUCUCCAACGUUUGAACAACCGGGGCCUGUCAUUGAAUCUUUCUUCUUUGUCACCCCCCCUCCUCUUCUGCUUUCUCUAAUUUUUUUUCUACAAGCACUGACCUAAGCAGUACCAGUUUGGGCUAAAAUACUUGCAUUCUAAUCUAAGUGAUACUAAAGUACAGUGGCUGCAAUAAUAUUUUUACUGUCCUAAAUGAAAAGACAAACAUCACCACCCCAUUCACUCCCCCGAGCAUCUGCCAUUGAAGCUGUUGACACAUCUAGACUGGAGUUUGACAGAUAAAAUUUUUACAGUUUUUUUUGGCUUGUGUGUAUUAAAUAUGAUAAUAAAAAUCUAAGGAAAAUUGCAGAAAAUUAGAAUCCUAAAUCAUAAAAUCCUUCAGAAUCCACUUUAAGCAGUUUCACUGUAUUUCUGUUCAAAGACUCAAUGAAGAACAAGAUGAGCCAUCCUCUCCAACUCUGGCAUCUGUUCCUCUUAUACAUAACAUCCCUGAGUUGAAAGUGAGCCCAGAGGUAUGUAUGCAGACUUAACAUCAUUUAACUGUUUUCUACAAAGCGGUGGGUCUAAGGUGCAGGUGACUUUUCCAUACGUCAGAGUACAGGUUACCAUAAUACAGAUAAUUGAAUAGCAUUAAAAGUGUCUCCUAGCCCUAAUCUCUUAACAUAAUGCUCUAUUAGAUCGAGAAGAAUCUGUGUGGUUUGGUAAUUUAUCGAUGGAACAGUGACCUGUACUUUAGACACGGCAGAGUACCCCAACCAAAACUUAGGACACAUCUCAAACAAAAAAAUACAGCACCGCCGCCUAAAAAAAUGUUGACCUCCAACUCAAAAGUUGGAACUGUAUCACCAAAAUAUCCUGAUGACAAGCCGUGAGCAUAUAUAAUUUAGUACUGUAUUUAUGUACUUCAUUUACAUACUUAAUUUCACUCCAACGAAAAAUUCCAGGUUCUAACUUUUACUGCACAUAACUGAAACAUUUCCAAACAAGACGUUAUUAUAUAGAUAUAUGCAGAUGGUCCAAUAAGCAGGGAAGCUUAUAACCAAAGUAAAAUUUCUGUUCACUGAUGGAAGGCUUAUAAGCAGGGGGGCUUAUAACUGUUACGGAUUACAACCAGGAAUUUAUAGUAUUUUUCUUUAUUACAUUUAUUUCACCAACAACAUAUAUAUGUUACAGGACAAAAUUAAAUUCAGGUUAAAUUUUUUAACGUAAAUUGAUUUUCAAUCCUUUGUCUCCUAGCCCUAAUUCAUAAAUAAUUAGGGCUUUGAGAAAAAGGAAGUUCAGAAUCAACCUACAAUGGUUAAAAAAUUUUAACCUGAAUGUUAUUUUGACCUGUAACAUAUACAACAGAAAUAAAUUGAUUUUCUGGCCAGGACCAUGUAUCAGUUGCACCCAACUUUACGAGGUCCACAUUCUUGUUCUUGUUGUACCUACAAUGUACAUGUACAUGUAACACUUGUAGAACAAAACAAAUUAUUAGUAGUAUCAUGUCCUCUCAUUUUGCUGGCUCAAUAAAGUUAUUUAUAGUUUUGUAAGCAAGCAUUUCACUAAUCCAUUGUUAGGAAGCUGAGGCUUUAGGAAAAAAGGAUGAAGCCAGACUUCUUAAAACUCGCAAGCUUUCACUAAUUGUGGAUCUGGAUCAGACUCUUAUUCAUACAACAAUGGAGCUGAUUCCUGAAGAUAUGGAGGUACGACACUGUACGAAUCUUGAAUUAACUUGGUUUUUUUAGAGGUGCUUGUGUGUGUACGAAAAGUACACUCAACUAGAGUGCAAAAACAGGGAAAAAGUGGUUACACCAUUUACUUUAUCUUAAAAUCAUGGCAUAUUUUUGACAUAUUUCCAAAGACCACACAAUGUGUCACGGGGAACCCAAAGCAAUAAGGUGUUCACAGGUUGCCCAAAUUGGCAAAUUUUAUAUGUAAUUCACCUCUGUCGUUACCAGUAGAUGUAGCAUUGCCCUCUUAAUGCUGUAGUUUAUUUGUUUUCCAUGAUCAAUAAUAAUUAUUGAUCAUAGAAAACAAAUAAGCUACAGCAUUAAGAGGGCAUUGCUACAUCUACUGGUAAUGACAGAGGUGAAUUAUAUAUAAAAUUUAUAUAUCAAAUAUUAUUCUUUUGCUAUUUGAAACAUAAUUAUGCUUUAUAGAAAUAAUAGCUUUGACUUUCUGUGAUUACAUAUCUGCUUUUAUUUAUUUGCAAAAUCUUGGUGCCUUCUAUCUGUCAGUGUGUGUGCAUGAUAGGCAUAUUAAACUUUAAACUUUAUCUUAAUUAUUUUUUGUGAAAAAGCCAUCCACUAUUUUGGCCGGCUUUUUUUUACUAGUGCACUUGUUUAAAAAAAAGAUUGUAGCAAAAACAUUUUAUAAGGCUAACUUGUUGUCCUUGUUGCUUUGCUUUUGUUCUUGCUUCAUAAAUGUAAAGGCUUUUCGCAUUUUAUGAAAGUCAAAGUUUUGUCGAAAUAUGCAUUGAAAAGGCUUGAAGGAAAACCAGACAUUUCAAGGGUGUUCCCUCUUCUUCAGUGAUUUCAAAAGCAGCUAAAAAAUGCACUCACCACUUGACAUUCAAAUAGAAAACAACAAUAAAGACGUUUACAUUUUGCAGGGGAACUACAUAUAUGAUGUAAUGUAGGAUCUUGUUCACCAUCAAAUAGUAUUUUUCUCCAUUAAAUAUCCACAGGAUGUUCAUCAUUUUCAACUGCCUGGUUACCCUGUGUGGUACCAUACAAAGAUCCGACCUGGAGCUGUGAAUUUCUUGAAGAGUAUUUCAGAACUGUAUGAACUGCACAUCUUCACCAUGGGAUCAAGAAUGUAUGCUCAUACCAUUGCUCGAAUGUUAGACCCAGAUAGAAAAUUGUUUGCUUAUAGGAUUCGCUCACGAGAUGAAUGCUUCAAUGCAUUUUCCAAAUCCCAUGAUAUGAGGUUAGUACAUAAUAAUGCACGUACUAUGUAGUUCUGUGUUCUGUAGUCUCCUUAUUGUUGUUUUCAGUUGUUUAUUCACCUCUUACGAAACAAGGAGACUGGAGCAGAAGUGUGUCCUGCAAUAAUUGUUUCUUGGAUCAUUACUUGGGAUGCACUGGUCAGCUACUGGCCAAUUCUUUUUCCCUGUCUCCAGUAACAGUCCAAGAAGUCUUUGCAAAAGUUAACCCAUUCACCCCUGGAAAUUUUGCUGAAAAAUGCGUUUUGAAGUUAGUCUAGCGGUUUUCUGGUUACUGCCGUGCUAUAUAGAGCUAAAAAUGACCAUAAAGCCAUUCUGAUCCAGGUGCAAAAUAUUAGCUUGCAAUGUUCAGGCAUGCACGGAAAGCAAAAUUUCAAGAUAGUGGUUUUGGGUGUAAAAGUGACACAGCAGUCUUUAGGAAGUUUUUAGGAAGGCUUUUAGGAUCUUAGGAUUAGAUGAAAGGAAAGGUUCGUGGGUAGUGAAACAAGAUUUUCAUGGAAUUUUCAUUUCAAUGUUACAUGGUUUUUUGCCUUUUUCUCUGGUGUCCUUGAAUGAAUUGUGCUCAUUCUGAUUUUGCUUGAAAGAUUUCUUCACUCUGCACAAGUUAGCGGACAAAGUUGUCCCUGACCAUUAAAACUUAUCACGUCACACGUGGUAUCUACACGGGUAAUUAUGGACGGCUCAGGGGUGAACCGGUUAAAUUGGACCACUUUUGUUCUUGUUUCUAAAGUGGCGAAAUAACUUUGAGAUAUAAAUACAUCUUUUAAAGUGAGGCAGAUAGGUCUCUCAGUAUGGCAUACUGCUUCUCCUUGGAGGCAUUAGGCUUUAAAACCUUCCUUGUCCUCCUGCAUUGUCUUCCUGCUUCUUUGACAAAACUAGUCACCUUAGACAGUUUCUCAGUCUGAUCAGUGGCUGUCACUGAUUUAUUUGUUCAGUUAUUGUGGUGGUGAGUCAAUUACUCAGUUGCUCAGUCACCUAGUCCAUUAGUCACUCAGUCAGUCUGUCAGUGUGCAGACGCAGUCAGUCUGGUAGUCAAUUAGACACACAGUCUGUCAGUCAAUUAAUCAGUCAUUCACUCAGUCAGUUAGUCAUUUAGUCACUUAGUCAAGUCAGUCUGUCAGUCAACUAGUCAGUAAGUCACUCGGUCAGUCUGUCAGUCAAUUAAUCAAUCAUUCACUCAGUCUGUUAGUCAUUUUGGCACUUAGUCGAGUCAGGCUGUCAGUCAGCUAGACAAUAAGUCACUCGGACAGCCUGUCAUGGUCAGUCAAUUAGUCAGUCUGUCUCUUCGUUAUUCAAUCAUUCAGUCAUCCGGUCAAUGAGUCACCCAGUCGGUUAGUCACGGACAAUUUUAAGUCACUUGAAUAAAUUCUAAUAACUGAGGGUCUGAUAAUAUAAUUUAUUCUUUUACAGGUCACUGUUUCCAUGUGGUGACAACAUGGUUUGCAUAAUCGAUGAUCGAGAAGACGUCUGGAAUUUCGCCCCUAACCUCAUCCAUGUGAAACCGUAUCAGUUUUUCAAGGGGGUGGGAGACAUAAAUGCCCCACCUGGAUCCACCCCUUCCCCCGAAGAAGAAUUUACGUCCCCUGCAGAAGAAGUUGGUGAAAAGAACAAUCAGGAGAAAGAUAUCGAAGCUGAAGAAGUAAAUUCUCUGGAGACUGAAGAUGUUGCACAUCAAGAGAAGAAUGAUGACACAGUAUUCAAAGACAACAAAAAAUCCGCAGAGACAGAAAUUGACGUAGUCUUGAACGAGAAGAUGAGCUUGGGAAAGUCGGAAGAAAAUGUGGAAGUUACUGAGGACAAAAUACAUCCCGUUGGUGAAGGUGUCGAUGAAAUUAACGCAAAGAAAUCUUCUGUUGACGAUGUUAAAUCAAACGUGGAUUCCUCGAAAGUGCUUGAGAAUGGACAAAGUGAAAAUGUUGAUGACGAAACGAAACCUGAAGAAUCUAACGAGACCAAAGAAAUAAAUCAAAAUGAUAAGGAGGAGAACGAAGAGGGUGAAAAGAACAAUAACGGUGAUACAAAAGGUGAUAAAGAACAAACCACUUCGAUUUGCAAUGAUGAAAUAACAGGCGAAACACCUGAGAAGAGUUGCGAGGGAGGUGAGUGUUGCUUUCGGAAGAUGAUUUUUCGAACAGCACAUGAGCAUGAUGGCGUUAAUUUGCUUAAGAAUUCUUCAGUUUUGUUGUUUUCUUAUGUGUAAGUGUAGUGUAGUGUGAUGUGGUGUAGUGAUGUUACGUUUCGUGUCAUUUUGUGUAUUAAAAUGUAGUGUAUUGUAGUGUGAUGAAGUGUAGUGUAGUGUAGUGUGGUGUAGUGUGGUGUAGUGCAGUGUAGUGUAGUGUAGUGCAGUGUAGUGUUGUGUAGUAGUGUUGUGUAGUGUAGUGUUGUGUAGUGUAGGGUAGUGUGGUGUAGGGUAGGGUAGUGCAGUGUAGUGUAGGGUAGGGUAGUGUAGUGUAGUGUAGGGUAGGGUAGUGUAGUGUAGUGUAGUGUAGUGUAGUAGGGUAGGGUAGGGUAGUAGGGAACUAGACUGAUGUCGCGUUUUUGUUUCUCGUUAAUUUUUUAUUUAUUUUUUCUUUAGUGCAAACAAAGUUCAAGAAAUCACAAAAGCACUCGUACGAGUUCGGUGAUGGUGAUGACGAUUACCUUCUUCACCUCGAGGACGUUUUGAAACGAGUACACGAAGUGUUUUAUAAGACUUUAGACGAGAUAAAGUCUAUUUCUGCCGAAGAACUCAAAGGUAAUCCAAACUCUACAAGCGGUGUUAAGUACUGCACCCCUGGAACAACUACCCCGGAUGCAAAAGCCAUUGUGACUGAACUACGCCGUGAUGUGUUACUCGGGGCGAACAUUGUAUUUACUGGAGUUAUUCCUACGUCUACUAAGCAAGAAGAGAGUUAUCCUUGGCGUGUUGCGUGUGCGCUCGGCGCCAAAGUAAGCAACACGAUUGUAACACCCAAGGACACGACAAACCCUAGUGACGUAACCACUCACGUGAUUGCGGGGAGAUUAGGCACGGAGAAAUCAUACCGGGCGGUUAAAACCCGGGGAGUUAAACUUGUGAAUCCCGGCUGGCUUUUGUGCUGUUCCGAGCGCUGGGAAAGGGUGGACGAGCGUUUGUUUCCUGUAGAGGGCUUAGAGAAAUACAAACAACAGAUUCGGGAUCAAGGUACCCCUCGCGGGACUCCUCGGGAUACUGUAAUGGAAAAUGAUGACUUAGGUACGGGUGAUACUGGUGAGGACGCGGAAAACAAAACUAGAUCUGAAUCUGUUAGCAGCGCCGACAUUCUUAUGUCAACUUUAAACCCUUUACUGUCCUUUUCGCCGUCGGAAGUAGAGGCAAUGGACAAGGAAGUGGAGGACCUUAUGAACGCUAGCGAUGAAGAAAGCGACUUGAUCGGAAGCGUGUCGGAUUCGAGUAGUUCUUCGGAUUCCGAAGACUCUAAGUCGACGAGUAAAAGAAAGCGCGGUGAGGAGGAAGAAUCGCAGGAGGACGCCAAUAAUGAAUCUCCAAGUAAAAAAAGAAAAGUUAGCGACGAUGUUGACGAUGAUGAAGUAAAAGAUAUUGAUAACGACAACGACCACGAAGGAGAAGGGGGAUCAGAAGAUUCAAGCAAGUCUGAUUCAGAUGAUGAUUAUACACAUCGCUCCUCACCGAGCGAUGAUGAUGACGAUAUGGCGGCCAUGUUAGAUGCGGAGUUAGCACAAUCAUAAUGGGGCAUUUCAUUGUGGUUUCCCUUCUCUGCGUUUUGUCAUGUUGAUAUUCAUAAGGAAUCAGUCAUACACUCAUCCCAGCGUGCACCAAGCUUUCUAGAAUGGCUGCGGUCCUUCCCCUAAAUAUUCGUCUAGUAAUUUAUUUCCACAAGUAUUUUUGUAGAAGAUGGAUACUAAAGCGAGAACUGUCCUUUUUUCGUAAACGCGUUCUCUUGGCUCGCCGAAUCCUUUUCGCCCAAGAUUCUCGUUUAUUUCCGUUUUUUGUUUGUUUGUUUUCAAUCCUGGCCUGUUGACAGUCUCUCUAUCUUGUCAUUCCAAACUUCCAACCUUGUCCCCACGUCCUUGUUGGAACCCAAUGCAGGCAGGUUAAAAGCUUCCUGAUCUUGGUCAAAUAUACAUUUUAAACCCGCAAACCCGAGUAGAAAAUCAAAGGAAACUGUUGGUUCACAUGUAUUUAGACUUUUUAGAAAUUGUGUAACUUCGUUAGUUUGCGAAAACUUGCGUUCUGAUGAUACUACGCCUUAUAAUAGUCAGAAGUCGCGUUAAAAAACAGCACAAAAGGCGUGGCAACUUGCAAUCAGAGUUGCAAACCUGUAAGGAUGGGUCUGCUUCGAAAGAGGGUGACAUGUGCGUUACGCUCACUCUACUUAGCCCGUGCGUGACAAGGCGUCACGUGGUAUAUACAAUGUUGCAAAGUGAAUACUACCCUUUUUGCCAAGGAAAUGUCGAAAGUUUUUUCCUCUUCUGUGUGAAACAUAC
Molecule: messenger RNA, 10300 nt
Organism: Porites lobata
Lineage: Eukaryota; Metazoa; Cnidaria; Anthozoa; Scleractinia; Poritidae
Source: the annotation of a GenBank genome assembly